AUGGGCACCCUCACCGCCGACUGUCCUCGCCUUGCGGAACACUGCCCUCACAAGCUUCCUUCCUCGUGUAGGCUGACUUCGACGCCUAAAUGUUGUGCGUGUGCGGACGAGAGGCCGCAUUCCCUCACGUAUCGCGUGUAUAUAGACGGAGUGGGUUUCGUACAGCGAGGCACAAGGUGGCAAAGCUACUGUUGGUUCUGCAAAACGUUUUGGGAUACCAGAGUGGCUGCUGCAGGGCUAUCGCCAUCAGAUACAAAAAUACCGGAAGAUCCAGAUCAGACGGAAUUUGUCGAAAGGUGGUUCGAGUUCCACCAAGGCUAUCGUAUUGUGGUGACGGAGGACGGCAGAGAAGAGAGAAUUCCGCUGCAAGGCGAACCUUUGAAAGAUGCGGAUCCGGGCUGUUUGCCAAGGACAAUGGAGGAGUUGCAAUCGGGAAGAAGAAACAUCUUGCAAAGCGACAUUAGGCGGAGAGAACAAGUCGCUACUAUAGCAGAUUCAACACCACACGUGACGUUAGAGAAUGCCCUGGAUCAACUGAUCGAAGAAGCCAACGAGGACGAAGAAGAAGCUUCGCUACCAUCAGGCAGCCCGAUUGCGUCUCAAUCAGUAGGCUCUCGGUCCCAUACAAAUGAAACUAGCAGCGGCCACGCUUCUCGAACUGCUCAACAGGGACGAUCGCGGCUAGAUGAAGCGUAUGCAGAAGCUGAGGCUGCUGUUGAAGCUGCACAAAGAGUCCGUGAUCGUGCACAUGCAAGGCUCAACAAUGCCGAUGCGGAAUUGGCUGCCGUUAGAGAGCGAUUGCGCCGCAUCAGGCGUCAACAGAUCACUGCCGGCAACUUUGCCCGGGUGUUUGGUACACGAGAAGACGUGCAGAGCGACGACUACGUAUCACCAAUCACAAGCAUGUUCAUUCGCCAAGCGCAAUGGGGUCGGCAGAUGGCGGAGAGACAACGUGCACUCAGAGAACAACAAGACGCACCGCGCAGCUUCGAAGAUUCACAGCGACAACAACAGCGUGAUGAUACUGCUGCACCUCCUAACGACCCGCAGCCAUCUCAGACUACGGUUUCUGAUGUUCAGGAGACUCCAAGGCGCGGUCAAUACAUUGGCGACUCACAUACCUUCGUGCAGUCCUCGCAAUCAGCUGCGCUAUCGAAUACGAAUCAACAAGCUAAUCUUACGCAACCCACUCGAGAAAACGCCUCUGAUGCAGCAUGGGAUGACUACCUAAGCCGCUUCGCUGAUUACAUGUCUCCUGAGGAACUUGUAGAACUUCGCAUCCAGCUCUCAACCACUUUCUCUUCGCCUGCGGAUGCGAUUCGCAUUGCAAGCUUUAGACCACCAGCUCUCCAGCCGGAAGCCCCGAUCUUUGUCGGCUUAGAUGGGGACGGAAGACCAGAGCCCAAAACUGAAGAUUCGAUGCGUUUCAAGUUGGAAUGCAAGAUCUGUCUUCAGCAAGUUGCUGAUACAGCGUGUCUACCGUGCGGGCAUUUAAGCAUGUGUGAAUGGUGUGCUGACCAGUGGGUGCCGACGAAGGAGCAUGACAAGACGAGGCCACGGGACAAAGGAGUCAGAUGCCCGUGCUGCAGAGCGAAAGUCAAGAGCCGAGUUAAGAUCUAUGUUGGAUGA
Verruconis gallopava is the source of this 1629-nucleotide messenger RNA. RefSeq lists its product as uncharacterized. Lineage: Eukaryota; Fungi; Ascomycota; Dothideomycetes; Venturiales; Sympoventuriaceae. The coding region runs from base 1 to 1629 and encodes 542 amino acids. The record is from RefSeq and is a predicted model, not a curated record. The transcript has a single exon.